GCGUGGGGUUACCAUGGGCAACGAUCAACCAAAUUUUUCUGUUUUUUUUUUGAUCGAUUCAAUUUUUGUUUCCUUUGCUUCACUUAAUGUAUUCACUUUUAAUUAAUUAAUCACUGAACUUAAUUUGUAUUUAGACUUUAAUUGGUGUUGAUUGAUUUUAAUUCACCUGGUGUAUUAGCAAAUUACUUAGCUGAUGGAAUAUGGAAGCUUUAAUUCCUGUGAUUAAUAAACUACAAGAUGUUUUCAAUACAAUUGGAAGUGAUACAAUCCAAUUACCACAAAUUGUUGUUGUUGGUAAUCAAUCCUCUGGUAAAUCGUCUGUCAUUGAAUCAUUGGUAGGCAAAGAUUUUCUUCCUCGUGGUCCAGGAAUUGUUACCCGACGACCAUUGAUCCUUCAAUUGACCAAUGUUCCUUUGGAUGAUAAAGUACAAAGAUCGGUUGAGGAGGGAACCUUAGGUCUUGAAGAAUGGGCCAGAUUUUUACACACCAAAAAUCGAGUGUAUUCCAAUUUUGAUGAGGUUAGGAUUGAAAUAGAAGCUGAAACUGAUCGAAUGUCUGGUUCCAAUAAGGGAAUUUGUCCUGAGCCGAUUAACCUGAAGAUUUAUUCUCCUCGAGUGGUUAAUUUAACACUUGUUGAUUUACCUGGUAUAACCAAAGUUCCAGUUGGUGAUCAACCUGCCGACAUUGAAAUGCAAAUCAAAGAGCUACUGUCCAAAUACAUUGCAAAUCCAAAUUCAAUUAUACUUGCAGUUACUGCUGCAAAUACAGAUUUUGCCACUUCCGAAGCUCUCAAAUUUGCUCGGGAUGUUGACCCAGACGGAAGAAGGACUUUAGCGGUGAUCACUAAGCUUGAUCUUAUGGACGCUGGAACAGAUGCUGUUGAUGUUCUUAUGGGUCGAGUCAUUCCGGUUAAAUUAGGAAUCAUCGGUGUUGUAAAUCGUAGUCAAGCUGAUAUAUUGUCGAAAAAAUCAAUUGAAGAGGCUUUGAAAGAUGAGCAACUUUUCUUACAGAAAAAGUAUCCCACUCUAGCUACUCGAAAUGGAACUGCUUAUCUUGCCAAAACUCUGAACAGAUUAUUGAUGCAUCAUAUUCGUGAUUGUCUACCUGAUCUGAAGACUCGGGUCUCAGUGAUGAUUUCACAAUUCCAAACUCUUUUAAAUUCAUAUGGUGAUGCGGUUGUCGACCAAGGGCAAACUCUUUUACAAAUUAUUACACGUUUUGCUUCAGCUUAUUGCUCAGCGAUUGAAGGUACUGCAAGAGAUAUUGAAACAUCUAAAUUGUCUGGAGGUGCUCGUAUUUGUUAUGUUUUCCAUGAAGUAUUCAGUAAACGUCUUGAUGCUGUUGAUCCUCUUGAAGGAUUAACCUAUCGAGACAUAUUAACAGCCAUUCAAAAUGCUACUGGACCUCGACCAGCUCUUUUCGUGCCCGAGGUUAGUUUUGAUCUACUUGUGAAAAGACAAAUUCGCCGUCUCGAGGAACCAAGUUUAAAAUGCGUUGAUUUGGUUCACGAAGAAAUGGUUGCAAUUAUUCAACAUUGUGACUUUGAAAUUCAACAAGAAUUGCUUCGAUUUCCUAAACUCCAUGAAAAAAUAAUCGACGUUGUCACACAGCUUUUAAGACGUCGAUUACCACCGACCAACUCAAUGGUCCACAAUUUAGUAUUCGUAGAAUUGGCUUACAUUAACACAAGACACCCUGAUUUCCAUGAAGCUCAAUUGAUUGGAACUCUAAUGAAAAAUGCAGAAAUUGAUCAGAAGAAAAAAUAUUCACCAAGUAAUGCAAUUCUAUCCUCAGAAGAUGGAUCAGCUGUUGGUAGUUCCAGUGAAUUAGUUAAAACGAAACCAGGAUCAUCGUUAUCACUUAAACUUGAUGCGAACACCAUUUGGUCAGUUUCAAAUAAAAAAGCUCCCACUGGACAAUUAGAAGCGGGUGAUAAUAUGAAUGAUCUAGACAGAUUAGGUGAUUCAAGUGGACCCAGUAGUUUACCCAAUUCGGCUGUUCCAAUUUAUAGAAAGUCUCAAAAUCAUCAACUUACUAAACCAGUUAACCUUUUACCCGAUGUACCAGCAAGCAGGGAAGUUAAAUUAACAUCCAAAGAGCAAAGGGAUUGUACAGUUAUUGAGAAAUUAAUUAGAUCUUAUUUUUUAAUUGUUCGUAAAAACAUUCAAGACUCGGUACCAAAGGCAAUCAUGUAUUUCCUUGUUAAUUUUGUUAAAGAUAAUUUACAAUCCGAAUUGGUAACUCAUCUUUACAAGAAGGAAGAUUUUGAUGAUCUACUUUCAGAAUCUGAACAUAUUGCCGUUCGUCGUAGAGAAGCAACCGAAAUGUUAAAAGCAUUACAAAAGGCUAACAUGAUAAUUAGUGAAAUUAGAGAAACACAUAUUUGGUAAAUUGUUGUUAAUCAAAUUACAAAUUGAAAGCCCAAUUGACAAAACAAAAACAUAAACACACAAACAAACAAACA
Molecule: messenger RNA, 2464 nt
Organism: Panonychus citri (citrus red mite)
Lineage: Eukaryota; Metazoa; Arthropoda; Arachnida; Trombidiformes; Tetranychidae
Gene: Drp1
Product: dynamin-1-like protein
Exons: 3
Coding region: 201-2390 (729 amino acids)
Biological process (GO): mitochondrial fission
Cellular component (GO): mitochondrion; membrane; cytoplasm
Molecular function (GO): GTPase activity; GTP binding; microtubule binding
Source: RefSeq, a predicted model, not a curated record